AGCGAUUGAUCUCUUUCUUUCUCUUAUAUGGAUGGUGACACGGUGAUAUCGGCUACUCCGGAGAUCUCAUCGCCGACUUUGAAUCCUCUCUCCAGCGGCUCUGCAUUCAUAACGAGUUACCCCGCGGUGCUGCUGGCUUUGGGACUGAUGUUGGUGACGUGGUUGGUGACUGUAUAUAACUGUUUCCAACAUCUGCUGAACUACUCAAGGGAAGAUUUGCAGAUGCACAUUAUCCGCAUUGUUUUGGUGGCACCGUUAUAUGCUACUGGAGCGUUCCUGGCCGUUUGCCUGACCAAUGUGGAUCUGGCAGUGCUCCUCGAGUCGAUUCCGGAGAUCUGGGAAGCGGUGGUGGUUUACUCUUUCUUCUGCCUUAUUCUCACUUAUGUUGGCGGUGAACAUAACUGGAUUCAAAGCACACUGUACACAGCUCCAAACGGCAUUCAGCAGCCGUGGCCACUGAGCAAGUGCCUGCCGAAUCUCGCGCUCACGUCGGAGUUCUUGAGAGGCAUGAAGAGAUGUGUACUUCAGUUCGUCGUGUUGAAGCCAGUGAUGACAAUUACGGAAAUUAUUAUGCAUAUCUUUGGGGAAGGCGAUAAUAAAGUGUGGACGAUUAUCCGGGAGGUUGCGUACAACUUAUCAUACUCGUUGGCGUUAUAUGCAUUGGGGCUUCUGUACAUAUCCUCGAGACGUCACCCGAGUUUGCGAGAUAAAAAACCUCUGGCAAAAUUCGUCUCUGUGAAAUUGGUUAUUUUCGUCACUUUCUGGCAGCAGUAUAUUUUCGAUCUCGCAUUUUCGAAGGAGCCGCAAGAAAUUGGUAUGAAAUGGAGCGCAUUUCUGGUGUGCGUCGAGAUGACUAUUUUUGCGGUAUUACUAACUUCGGCAUUCACUUGGCGAGAAUUCGAAUUUGAGUGGGUUGAGGCGUCACCACCGAAGUUGGACGAUGUAGAGAUGGACAGAGUUGAAAGUGGUGUUGUUCGUGAUGAUACUUCUGCUGGGGAUUCCACUGACGGGGAAGAGAGUCCUCGAGGUGGUCAGCGAGCCGACAGUGAGCAACCUCAACAGCACGCACAUGCAACUUAUGGUACGAGUAGUCGUAUACUACCAACGCAAGCAGACAUACGGUUGGCUCUGGCCAAUGCGAAGCGAUCGUUGUAUCCUGUUGAUGUGGCAGUAGAUACCUCUAGGAAUUGGAGCACUCGAUAUCAAGGACAUGUAUUAUUGGAGACCAGCCAAGCAUACGUUGGUGAAGACGAUGAGGAAUUGGAGGAAACCUCCGGGGAGGAUACCUCGUCCGACACUGACAAACAGAAGAAUGAGGGAUGA
Perkinsus marinus ATCC 50983 is the source of this 1323-nucleotide messenger RNA. RefSeq lists its product as hypothetical. The coding region runs from base 28 to 1323 and encodes 431 amino acids. The transcript is spliced from 8 exons. The record is from RefSeq and is a predicted model, not a curated record. Gene Ontology annotation, biological process: transport. NCBI's taxonomy places the organism in Eukaryota, Perkinsozoa, Perkinsida, Perkinsidae. Gene Ontology annotation, molecular function: transporter activity.